AUGGCCGCCAAGGCACUCCCUGUUCACCUUCGCGCCGCCGCAAGUGAUGCCUCGAAUUCGGGUUCCUUCGAGACCAAGCACCAUGGCAAGUCCCAGUCGCACAUGCUGACCACCUCCGCCCCCAUCCAGGCAUUCGAGAAUGCUUCCACCAGCGUCGCCGCCUCACAGAUGCGCAAUGCCCUGAAUGCGCUCGCCGACACCGUCCCCGACCCCAAUGAGAAGCAGCGCUUCGAGGCCGAGAUGGACAACUUCUUCGCUCUGUUCCGCCGCUUUCUGAAUGACAAGGCCAAGGGCAAUGCCGUCAACUGGGACCGCAUCGCGCCGCCCCAGCCCUCGCAGGUCGUGGGGUACGACGACCUGGGCGCCGAAGCCUCGGUUGAGUUCCUGAACAAGCUGGCCGUCGUGAAGCUCAACGGUGGUCUGGGUACCUCCAUGGGCUGCGUCGGCCCCAAGUCCGUCAUCGAGGUUCGUGAGGGCAUGUCCUUCCUGGAUCUCUCCGUGCGUCAGAUCGAGCACCUUAACCGCACCUUCAACGUCAAUGUCCCCUUCGUCCUCAUGAACUCCUUCAACACCGACCAGGACACCCAGUCCAUCAUCAAGAAGUACGAGGGUCACAAUGUCGACAUCAUCACCUUCAACCAGUCGCGCUACCCCCGUAUCGUCAAGGACUCGCUGCUGCCCGCGCCUAAGAGCUUCGAUGCUCCCCUGCAGGAUUGGUAUCCGCCGGGCCACGGUGACGUGUUCGAGUCGCUGUACAACUCCGGCACGCUGGACAAGCUGAUUGCCCGCGGCAUCGAGUACAUCUUCCUGUCGAAUGCUGACAACCUGGGUGCGGUGGUGGAUCUCCGCAUCCUGCAGCACAUGGCCGACUCUCAGUCCGAGUACAUCAUGGAGCUGACGGACAAGACCAAGGCCGACGUCAAGGGCGGUACCAUCAUCGACUACGAUGGCAAGGUCCGCCUGCUCGAGAUUGCCCAGGUGCCCAAGGAGCACGUCAACGAGUUCAAGUCUAUCAAGAAGUUCAAGUACUUCAACACCAACAACAUCUGGCUGAACGUCCGCGCCAUCAAGCGUGUCGUCGAGGAGAACGAGCUUGAGAUGGAGAUCAUCGCCAACGAGAAGUCCAUCCCGGCGGACAAGAAGGGCGAGGCCGACCAGGCCAUCUACCAGCUGGAGACGGCUGUCGGUGCCGCUAUCCGCCACUUCAAGAACGCCCACGGUGUCAACGUGCCCCGCCGCCGCUUCCUGCCCGUGAAGACCUGCUCCGAUCUGAUGGUCGUCAAGUCCGAUCUGUACCGUCUCGAGCACGGCCAGCUCGUCAUGGACCCCAACCGUUUCGGUGGUGUCCCCGUCAUCAAGCUCGGCUCGGACUUCAAGAAGGUCUCCGACUUCCAGAAGCGCAUUGCCAGCAUUCCUCGCAUUGUCGAGCUCGACCACCUCACCAUUACCGGUGCUGUCAACCUGGGCCGCAACGUCACCCUCAAGGGCACUGUCAUUAUUGUCGCCACCGAGGGCAGCACCAUUGACAUCCCCCCGGCUCGGUGCUGGAGAACUGCGUUGUUCAGGGCAGCCUGA
Penicillium riverlandense is the source of this 1575-nucleotide messenger RNA. RefSeq names its product UTP glucose-1-phosphate uridylyltransferase (gene ugp1). Gene Ontology annotation, biological process: UDP-alpha-D-glucose metabolic process; glycogen metabolic process. Gene Ontology annotation, molecular function: UTP:glucose-1-phosphate uridylyltransferase activity. Bases 1 to 1575 code for a protein of 524 amino acids. The transcript has 2 exons. Lineage: Eukaryota; Fungi; Ascomycota; Eurotiomycetes; Eurotiales; Aspergillaceae. The record is from RefSeq and is a predicted model, not a curated record. Gene Ontology annotation, cellular component: cytoplasm.